Molecule: messenger RNA, 1068 nt
Organism: Colletotrichum fioriniae
Lineage: Eukaryota; Fungi; Ascomycota; Sordariomycetes; Glomerellales; Glomerellaceae
Source: RefSeq, a predicted model, not a curated record
AUGGCCUCCUUCAACGUGGUUUUCAACGAUCAGCAGAUCGAUGUCCUCGGCCGAUUCUUCACCUCCGGAUCGCGACAGGAAGCUCUCGCCGAGCUUGUCCAGCGGGCUUUGGCGGAGGCCAAAGCUGGCGAACAGAGAACGCCGGCACGCCGGUCCCCGCCGCCAAAACCGACGGAGCGCCCAGUCGUCGCGGAGUACCUCAUCCAGCCUGGCACUGGCAAGGCCAUCGAGGUUCGUGCUGGGCAGGUAUUACGCAUUGAGCAGGUCGAGGGCGGACAAUGUGGCGACCUCAACCUCUUCAGCCUCGAUGACCGCAACGAGGCCAUGCACGUUGGGCGCACUCGCGCAAUGGAGGCCGGCAACAGCCCCAAGGCGGGUGACAUUGUCUGGUCCAAAGCCCCUUGGGAACGGCCCCUAGCCGUCCUGCGGGCAAGCACCACCCAGACGGAUCUAUAUUUCCCCUACUGCAGUGCUCUACUUUACCGAAAGUACUUCAGCACGAGCACACACACAAAUUGCCAGCAGAUUCAGCAUGAGGCCCAGCGGGAAUACGGGCUAGCACCAUACAACAUACAUGAGUCUUGGAACCUCUUCAUGUACGUCGACAUGGACCCCAAGGGCGGACGCAGCAUUGAGCGUAACCCUGCCCAUCCCGAGGAUUACAUUGAAUUCUACGCGUUGCGCGACAUCCUCGCGAUCCCAAACGUUUGCGGUGACGACCUCGGCAAGUCCAGCAAUUACUCUCUGUCUCCCUUGAAGGCUGUUGUCCUCACAGGCGUUUCGGACGAUGCCAACCACGCGAACGAUGCACUCGGAAGGGUAAACGCCUCUUCCGCGGCUAAUCAUCCAUACAACUUCCCAGCGGAGCCACCUGUGCGCGACGAUAGCUACGUCCCCAACUUCCCCUUUUUGCCGAUCUCCCAGACUGUUGUUGCUGUGGAACUCGACUCGGAACAAAUCGACAAGCUCGAGUCAGUCUGGAACAAAGAGCUCUACCCAAACAGCCCAGCUGCUGCCCUGCGCGACGUGGUCAUGACCUGGUUGUGUAAGCAAGUUGGCGAUUGGUGA